CUAUAAAUAUAAAUAAAAGUUAUUUCCUUUUCUAAUUUAAAGAGACAGAUAAGCAAAGUAAAUAAAAAAAAUUAAAGGAUAAUUUUGAAAAAAAUUUUCUCUUUUCCUACACAUCAAGCGAGAAGCUACAACCAAAAGAAAUUAAAAGAGAGAUAGGGAAAGAGAAAAAGGAAGGUUGGUGUUUUUGUUACUUCUCAUUUUGAUAGUUCCCUUAUGGUUUUCUUAAAAAGUAUUGUGUUUAAGGUCUAAAAUGAUAUCUACUCUCUCUCCACCAAAGAAGAGGCUGAUGAGAGACUUCAAGAGGCUAGAACAGGAUCUACCCGCUAGUUUUAGUGGGGCUGCUCAAGAUAAUAAUAUCAUGCUUUGGAAUGCUAUCAUUUUUGGGUAAUUUAAAAGUUUAAAGCUAAACCGGAAAGAAAAUGAGUUUGGAAUAAUUCAUUUUGAAGAUUAGGUUUGUAGUGGUCAGGUUGGAUUAUAGGCCUUGACAAGCUCUCAAUGGGUUGUUUGGUUUCUCCGAGAUACGGUACUUCUAUUAAUCUUCUUGGUCAUGAAGAUGCAAGCAUUCCUAUCUUUGGAGAUGAUUAUAAGGAAAUUGAAAAAGAAUAGUGUAGCACUUGAUAUUGUGAAUUUUGGCGAACAUGAAGAAGGGAAGAUAGAUAAGCUAGAAGCACUUCUUACUACCAUUAACAAUAGUGAUACCAAUCAUAUUUUUCAUGAUCCAGCUGGUGCUAAUGCUUUUUUUAAUGUACUUAUAAGGUGGAAGUGGUUUUAUUGCUGCUGCUGUAGCUGGUGGCAUCUCCAAACUAGUAUCAUACUUUGUAAAAUUGUCCUUGUUAGGUAUCGUGUAUUUUUAGGACAUAAGCAGUACUUUGUUUCCUCAGAUGUUGGUGCUGGAAAGAUGCAGUGGUAUGCAUUUCACAAGGAACCAACUGGUGAUGUGGAUAGCAAUGAGAGACUACUUAAAAUAUUCAAGGGGUGGUGUGAUAAUGUGAUAGGUUUAUUACUUGCUACCGAUGAAGAUUCAAUUCUUAGAGGCGACAUAUAUGACCGAACACUCUCACUAACUUGUGGAAGGGGGCGUGUAACCUUGCUUGGGGAUUCUAUCCAUGCAAUGCAGCCAAAUAUGGGUCAAAGGGGAUGUAUGGCCUUUAAGCUAUGAGAGAGCUAGAAGAUUGUGAGUUGCCAUCAUCCAUGGAAUGGCAAGAAUGGCUGCAAUCAUGGCUUCAACUUACCAGGCUUAUUUAAGUAUAAGGCUAGGUCCAUUGUCGGUUGCUUAAAAUUGUCUAUCCAUUGGAGGAGUUAAUUAUCACACAAAAAUUUGUUGUGUAAUUUCAUUGGUAAGCCUAAGCUUCAACUAUCAUGGUUGUAUUCCACUUAUUUAUAUGAUUUACCUGUAUCACUAUCAAAACUGAUCUAUGUGAUCAUAAAACUGUUAAAAUUUGAUGUAACUUUAAUCAUAUUCAAGUCUAUCAUUAGUUUUAAUUGUGACUGUUUUGAGGGUAUACAAUCCGAUGUAUAAUAAUUGGAUUAAAAUCGACUUACUGUUUGUUUAAUGAUUAUGAGUUUAACAAAGGUUAUGCAUUUCAUGAUUGUAGAGUUGUUGUGUAAGAUAAGACUAUUUGUUUUAGAAAUAAGCAAAGGAAUAUGGAUUAAAAUUUGAAGUCAAGAAACAAUAUGAAAAGAUGAUGAUGAUGACUCUAAAGCUAGGCAUUUUAUUUAUAUGACCUGCAAAUUGAUUUUGGUAAAACUAUUCAAGCCAAUUACAAUCGGGUAGGUAACUUUUUGUGGUUUCAUUUUAGAGUUUUCCCAUCUAAUGCUAUAAAGGUGUUUGUUUUACCAAAGGGGUACUCUCUUCUAGCAUGCCUAUGUGUCAUGGUUAAGAGCAAUUGUAUGCGGUCCCCUAAUCAUUCUUCCUAAACAUGGUGUUCGUUACCCUUUUACCAAACCUUGCAAGGAAGUUCCCAUUAUUUUUGGUAAUAAACUCUGAAUGAGAUGAUUUAAAACUACAUCUAUUUGCUUGUUUAAGUGACCUUACUUUUGUUGACGUAAAUCACCAUGGAUGAUGAUUAAACUGCAGUAGAAUGGUUCAAUGCUGAUUCUGAAGCAGUUAUUAGCCAGGCUCUUUAGAUAGGGGGAGGACCAAAUGUCUCUGAUGCUUAUAGCAUUAAUGAACUCCCAGGACCACUCUACAACUGUUAUUUUUGACACAGAUGGGUGUCUACACAGAGCACCAUUAUUUUUGACAAAGACAAGAUCAUUGGGUGCAUGUACCUCAUAGCAGCAGUCGUAGUUCUUUCAAGCAAUGUGGUCUUGCAGGUACACUUGAGAAACAAAUAUAGGAGGCAGAAUAUGAGUUUUUGCUUUUCCUUUUUCCGUAAGAUAUCGUGUUUUACAGGCAACAACUUUAGGUGAAUUUCCUGCUUCGAUGUCCUUGUGUGCGAUAACUUCCUUGAAUGGAGUGAUUAUAACGGCAAUGGUUUAAUUGGACGAAUAUCUGUUCUUUUUAUUAGUCAUAUAUCACUACCCCGCUCUAUCUCCUCGGAGUAAGAAGGGAUGAGGCGAAUAAAGGGGUCGAGAGGUUCCAUCUCUUCGAAAGCCAGGAAGUGAAGAAAAAGCAAAAGAAUUGUUAUAGUUUAAUUUAUUAGUCUUGAGCCUUAGAACGGAAACUAGAAAAUAGAUUCUUCUUGGCCUUCCGAAACGUAGCCUUACUACUUAGAGCUUAUAGCCUUUUAUAAGGAAAGACUACAUCUUUAUUCUAGGCAUCAAUUGACUUUGGGUGCAAAGACUAACAAACGUAACUUUGAUACGUGAGUUUUUAAUUUAUAGGAUUAUUGUGCUUAUUACUUAGAUUUGAUAUUAGAUUUUGUUAUUGAUGGAUUUGUGUGGAUAUUAUCUUUAUUUUAUAAAGUUUUUAUUUUAUUUUUCCAGAAACCUGUUCAUUUUGGAGUUGUUCCUUUGUUUGCAUAAACCUGUUCAUUUUGGAAAGAUGAAAAAUUGAUGGAAACAAACAAAUUAUCCUUUGUUUUUUUUUUUUUUUUGUUGCAACUAUUUUAGAACUUUGACUUCAAAUUACUAUAUUUUCUACCUUUCUUUUCGUAAUGCUUUAGUGAAAUUUAUAAAUUAGGCAAAUCUUCCUAUUGUGAUGAACUUCAACCCUAAGGUUAUUGAUAUUUGUAGAUUGAAGAUCCAAAUCUUUUCCCAUAUUGACCUUUACUUGAUUUCAUUGCAUUUUCAUUAUGCUCAUUAUUAUCUCAUGAGUGCUCAAGAGAAUGCUUCUGCUGUACUUUAUGCA
Durio zibethinus is the source of this 3292-nucleotide messenger RNA. The record is from RefSeq and is a predicted model, not a curated record. NCBI's taxonomy places the organism in Eukaryota, Viridiplantae, Streptophyta, Magnoliopsida, Malvales, Malvaceae.